CCGCGAGUAGCCGAGGUGGCCGCAAGCUCCAGGCGGGCCCGCGGGAGCGCCGCCGCCCGCCGCCCCUGGCUCCCGGCCCCGCCUCCCGCGGACGCUGAUCCCCUCGCUGGCUUCCCCGGGGGCCCACAGCGAGCCCCUCGGUCUUACCCUCGGCCCACCCCUCGUCUCACGGGGCUCUGGGCCACUCCACGCUAGGACCCGCGCGGGACCGCGCAGGGAGGGCCCGCGGCGGCGUCUGCCCCGCACUGCGCUUUGCCUCCGGGACGAGCCUCUGCGGCCCUAAAAGGCUAGCGGUGGUGCGUGCGCCGGACGCAGGUGAUGUGGCAGAGCGCUGGGGACUGCUCUGCUCCGCACUGGUCCACCCAGUUCCUCCGAGGGAGGCAGGUUUUGGGUCUCUAGCCGGAAGUAAUCCCAAAGAAGAAAAUCACCAUGUCUUCUUGCCGAGUGGGGCUCCGUUUGGCUGCCUGUUUGUUAAACAUUUCAGAAGCCAGAAAAAAGUACAUUGUUGAGAACAUAGCGAAAGCUGCUCUUCUUGAAAGAAAUGGACAGAGACAUCCUGAAGUAUCAGUGCUCAAUAUAUUUUCUGAUCCGGAGUAUAAUAGAUCAGUUAUUACAAUAGCAGCUUCUAUUGAGGAGAUAGGCAAUUCCGUUCUGGCUGCCUGCUUGGAAGCCUUCCAGUCUAUCGAUAUGGAGGUUCAGGAGGGGAUCCAUCCUUGCCUGGGAGCAGUGGACCUGAUUCCCAUUUACCCUCUCUCUGGUGUCGGAGUGGAAGAGUGUGGCGCUGUGGCCAGAAGCCUCGCUGAGAAUCUGGUCCUGAGUAUUCCUGGCUGCAGCGUGUUUCUCUUUGGUGAGGCUGACCUGCCCGAGAAGCGCCCCCUUGUCCAGAGAAGGAAGCAGCUGGGCUGGUUCACAAGGAGGGAUUUCAGCACUCUUAAGCCUGACCUGGGAGCUGCACCUGCCAGAAGAUGUGGUUUGACGGGCAUCGGCGCUAGCCCAUAUGUGAUGAACUGCAAUGUUACCAUAGAUUCUCAAGACUUGGCUCUGGGAAAAGAAAUUGCUAGUGCCAUUCGGGGCUCAAAUGUGAAUGGACUGAAGGGCGUCCAAACAAUGGCUUUUCCUCAUGAAGGGAAAAUUGAGAUAGCUUGCAAUGUAGAGAGUUUUGAAGAUCAAGAAGUUACAGAAACCUCCGAAGGCUCUCAAUACAUGGCUUACAGUGUCCUUGGGGACCAUUUUUAUUAUGUAUCUCCUCAUUACAUAGAAGCUCAAGUUAAAAAAUUGGCAAGUGAUCGAGGAAUCGGUACGAUAGGGAGAGCAUUAAUUGGAUUUACACCCCAAGAGUGCAAGAGCUGUGCUGAGUAUGCAAUAAAAGAAAGCAUUGGGGAGUUCUGGAAGACACGUGGAGGUGUUUUCAUGUGAUCCAAUCUAAGGUUUCACUGAAAUUGUAAGAAAAAAAUAUCAGCCAUUGCAAACUUUUCUUAUCGGCCUGUGAAGACAAGGAGAAGAUCCAAGAGCUUGGUUCCAGGUGUGAAUUGGAAAACUAGAAGCAUUCUCUGUCCAACGACAGCAACAGGUGUUUAUAGAUUGUAAUUGCUUUAUGAUAUUUCUAGUCAUCAUUGAAACUUUGUGAAAUCUUCCUCUGUAUCAAGUUCAUGCACUUGGGUGUACUAGAAGCCCCCCUGAAUGAGCUGGAUAAAAUGGCCAUCGUUACUCAAUCAUCUUUGAUUAUCGUGAACUCAACUAAAAACAGACUCCAUUUGUUUGGUGUUCCUGAGCUCUUUAUUCCAGAGUCCUGUAUCCAACUCUCAUUUUUUGAGUCAUCAUUUUUUUUAAUGUGCACUUUUAAAAAAUCAAGUACUAAGUAACUAAAAAAUGGGGAGAAUUAUAAACUAAAAUUAUCAAAUAAAAGACUAAUCAUAUUCUUUUAUUCUUUCUUGUCUUGUUUAGGAUGACCUACUAUUCAUUCUGGAGAUAAUUCCAAAAGCCAGACUUGUCUAAUUUUUUUAUGUUUGUGUGGGGAAGUGGAAUGGUGGUGUUGGGCAUGACUUCAAGGGAUUAUAUUUAUCCUUUUUGGAAUUUAAAUGGAAGUCUGAAGGUUUAGGGAAUUUAUUACUCUUGAGUGAAGUGAAGGGUAUUGGUGGAAGAAUUGUGUUUGAAAGAAAUCAAAAUAUGUUGCCUCUUUGUGAACUAAAAGAAGCCACUUGCUAAUUCUGGCAAUUUUAUGUAAAUCCUUAGUGCUUAUGUUUUUUAGUACAAGGCAUUUUUCUGUCCAUAAAACACAAAGAAAUAAAUUUUUCCAUAGAUUUUGUCUAGCAAAUAAAUUGUGGUUUUGGCUAAUAAGAGCACAUAAUGUGAAUUUAAGUAAUUAAAAAUAAAAGAGGUUGAACUCAGUCUUUUUAUAGGAUCCAGGGCAUGCAUGCAUUCUCAGUUGCAUCCAAUUCUUUGAGACCCCAUGGACUCUAGCCUACCACACACCUCUGUCCAUGGGAUUUUAGAGGCAAUAAUACUGGAGUGGGUUGCCAUUUCCUCCUGCAGGGGAUCUUCCUGACCCAAGGAUCAAACCCAGGUCUCUUGUGUCUCCCGCAUUGGCAGGCAGAUUCUUUAUCACUGAGCCGCCUGGGACACCCAUAGGAUCUGGUCAUCUAUCCAGUCUGUGUAUUGGCCGCACCAGGUCUUCCAUUGCAAUGCGGGGCUCUUCGUUGCGGUGCAUAGGCUUCCUCUAGUUGCAACAUGUCAGCUUCUCCUGUUGCAGCGCAUGGGCUUAGUCCCCCUACUAGAGAUCAAAACCGCAUCCCCUGCAUUGGAGGGCAGAUUCUAAAACCACUGGACCACCAGGGAAGUCUGUAUCCUAACAUAUUUUUUUGACUUACAUUUGACUCUUGACUGCAACUGCAUUAAUUUUGUUUCAGAAUUAUGUAUACUUUUUGGGUGUUUUCUUUUUGCCGUCAAUAUAAAUACAAGAAAGAUGGAGUAAUGAUGAACCAUGUGUGGUUUUCAGAUGCAAGGAAGUUUAGCUGCUGUGGUGAAAAGAGCAGAUGCUCUCCAGUUAGACCCAGUGGAUCUGGGAGAGCUGUGAAGUAGUCAUGCCUUGCUUUUCUCUUGCUUUGGCAGAGGCCAUGUGGCCUAGUAGGACAAGCCCUGGACAGCAGAUUCUGGCUUGGGUUCUGGCCCUUGUUAUCUUUCAUGGAGCUAUAGUUUAAUUACCUGUAAAAUAGGGAAAAGAGUUUCCACCCAGAUCAUGUUCUGGGGAAUUAAAUGGAAGUACUUUGUAAGCUGUAAGGUGAAAAUGAAAUAUUAGCACUCUUUCCAGAUCUCACCUGGAGCUCUGCUUCACUUCUGGUCAUCAACGUUGAGUAGAUGGGACUUCCCUGGUGGCUCAGAUGGUGAAGAGUCCACCCUCAAUGCAGGAGACCAGGGCUGAUCCCUGGGUGGGGAAGAUGCCUUAGAGAAGGGAAUGGCUCACUCCAGUACUGCUGCCUGGAGAAUUCCAUGGACAGAGGAGCCUGGUGGGCCAUACACCAUAGGGUCGCACAGAGUCGGACAUGACUGAACGACUGACACUCUCGUUAAGCGGGUGAUUGAGAGUAAAAACACAGGAUGUCACUGUGUCAUUUGGGGAUGUAGUAGCAGUUGAUUCAUUUGCCAUUUCCCUUCUUAACUUCUCCAGAUUCAUAUCACUGUAGUCCAGACUGCUGGUUUUGAGCAAGGCUUAUUUAUAACCAAACAUCUAUUUAAUGGGUGUAUAGAGUUUCAGUUCUUGAAGGCCAAAAAAAAGCAAAAUUCUGGAGAUGGAUAGUUAUGAUGAUUGUAUAGUAAUAUAAAUACUUAAUGCCAUUGAACUACACACUUAAAAUGGUAAAUGUUGUGUGUAUUUUACUACAAUUAAUUAUUGAAAAUUAUAUAUUAAUUUCCUGAAAGUUUAAAACAAAAUCUGAAUAAGGUAAUUUCACUAACUCCACACUUCCUAAAUAAAAUUUUAUCAAAUUUCUAAUAUCCAUUAAAGUAUACAAGCACAUAAGACCUGUUUUUCCCUUUUUCAUCUAUUAUGAUGAACUCAAGUACUACAUAUGAGACUUAGUUCAUUGGUUUAAAAUAGAGUUGAUUAAAUUUGACCUAUGAUACAGCUAUCCAUUUAAAAUAAUAAUUUACCAUUUUUGGUAUAAAUAAUUUUCAAAACCAGGACAAUUUUACUCCUUACCUCUUGUUCAUAUUUUAAUCCCCCUGUUUUUUCUGUUGUCUUUCUGUCUUCCCUUUGUUUCUUGCCCCACCACGUUUCUCCAGAAAAUCUGAAGCAGUUGUAAGUUGCUGAAGGUUUAUCCUAGGGACAGACGUGGUAUCAUCAGUUCUUUCUAUGUGUGAGCUGACAGAAGCAGCUGGGUUGAUCUAUAAUGAUAAGGAUUAUCAAACUGGGUUGAGAAAAUCUGACCAAACUACAAAUACACAAACUAACAAAUAGGCUAAUUCAUAUUAACCUUUUCUCAUAUUGCUCUCUUACAAGCAGACCAACACUUUGUGCUAAUGUUCUGCAGUACCUUGUCCAUUGGACCCUAAAGUGGACAUUGUACGGCAUGUGGCUUCAUAGCUUGUUUAACCGCCAUCUCCUGCCAGAUGACUUUGCCCAUGACUUGUGCCAGUUGUAAAUGGGACAGAAUUGAUGUGGACAAAUAGAGUUUACGUUUUAUUAACUCUUCAGUGUUUUUGCUCUACCCCACUUUCCACUUCAACUUUUAGUUUGUUAGAAGAGGGAUAAGGAAAGCAAAAAGCUAGUCUAUGAGGGUGAUAAGGGCUUUUGUUGGUGGUGGUGAGAGGGGAUGUUAUUUAUUUCCAUCCUGAAAUUGGGCUUGACUCCACGAUGUUAAAAUGUCUUUAACGUAAGGGGGAGGGGCGGGCUAAGUGAAACAGAACUGUAAAAUAAAGUAAAAUGGGGGGUGAUAUUUUCAUUCCUCAACAUAAUGAAAAGCCUUGCUCUGUAAUUGGUUUGUACUGUCUUGGAAGUGGCGUCCGUGGACCACAAAGGACCACUCUAUGAGAGAUCUGCAAGGAAUUUAUCAUUCCCUCUGGCUGAGCCAAAGCAGGCUUGAUAUCCAGUUUUGUUUAGUAUAAAUAUUCUCAUGUUACCGUUUACUUUGUGGGGAUGUGAGGAUCUCACUGACAGGGUACGUGCUCCACCGCCUCGCUUUUAAAAGGCAUUUAUUUGACUCUGUUGUUUGUACUUGCCCAGAAACUUCAGAGAAUGGCUCAGGAACUUGUUUGAUAAGCAUCCAGACCAUGCUCCCGGAGUAUGUCGCGCUUGGGGGUUAGAAAAGCUUAUUGUUUUAAGCAGGCCCGCACACGGCUUCGCAGGAGCCCAUUUUUCAUAGGUAAGAACGUUUAGGACGCUAACAGCAAUCUCAGAGAGCGCUCCCCUAAGGCACGUGGAAGGGUCCUGGUGAGUGUGGCUGGGGCUGAACUCAGCCUGAUGUUGGUUUACUCUGUCACUUCUUUGCCCUAUUUGCAGUAUUUUGGGGCAAAUUAGUUUACUGUGAGUUAAGAUAUGCAUCAGAGACCUAACUACGCGAUGCGUUUCUCUUUUUAAAGGUGUGUGUAUGGUUCAGCUGUUGUCUCAGCCCACACCGACCCUUCCCUGCACUGCGUGUGUUGCCGGGACGCUGCACAGCGCCUUUCUUCUCUGCUCGCUGGUUCCCCGGAGGCUCUGCCUGUAUGGGGGAGCCAGGCGCGAGGCUGCGGGUCUAAAGAAGGACAGGGGCUUGCUCUUGCUGCUUCCCUCCGGCUUCUGGCAGCCCCACCACAGCAGUGGCCCUUGACCGGAUACAAUGGCUCUUAGUUCCAGGCUCUAGCCUUUUUUCUUGGUACUUUAGGAACUGGCCUCAUCAGGCCCCUCAGAAGUCCCAUCAGUGGCUGAGCCCCGGCUCCUCUGCAAGGCCUCUCUAAGCUUCUAGGCUCCGAGAACACUGCCUCCUCCCAUUGUUCCUCCAGCCUCAGGGCCUGGUGCUUCCUGCAGUUACUUAGGUCCCUGGUACCAGGUUUCUCUCUUAGCCCUUUUAGUUCUCCAACAACUGUUGACCAAAUUUUCAGUGUCAUUUCUUUGGAAAUACUUAGUGUGAUUUCUGUCUUCCUGACUGGAUCUUGUCAGAAACAAACUAUCAACAGACCAAAUGGAAGGAAAGGAGAAGGCAGAAAAUAUUCAGUGUGGAUCUGUAGUUCCUAAUGAAAGCAGCUUGUUGAUGAUCACUCGCCUUCUCAUCCGCAUUGUAUCCUCUGAAUUUCCUCGUUUUCUUGUUGUCACAUUCUGUGAUUCCUUUGACAGUCUUGCUUUUCAUUCGGCUAAUGGGAAGCCGCGUAUUGAAUUGGGGUAAGGAUGGGAAAUAUGGUAAAUCACUGGAUGGAGUUUUCCAGUGAAUGUCUUUCUUAUAGUAGCUUAUUGCACCAUUAAAAAUGUAGACUAAUAUAAUUUAAAGAAUUAAAGUCUUUUCAAUGUUUUAAUAGGGCAUGUCUUUCCUCUCCUUCACCUGCCAGGUAGAUGAUGGUUUUUAGCUGGUGGUAGGCGCCCAGCCAAACAUCUUUCUCAAAUCUUCUGUGCACCAUCCUACUGACUUUUUCUUAGGAAAUCCCAUACGCAACUAGUCACUGUUUCCUAACUUCUUAGGUACCUCUGUCUUCAUGAAACCAACUGCUCUGGAGAAAGUAAUCACUAUGAUUGAUGUAGUCUGGAAAUGACCUAUUGUUAUAAAAGUAUAAUGUUUCUAGUAAGUAUAAAGAAUUUUUAGUUUGAUAAGUAUUAGUCUCUGUCUGCCCUAAAAUAAUGUUUAAUAGUUCAGCUUCCUGUGUAUCCACUCCACUGUUUCGUAAGGAUAAAAGCAAGACGAAAGAGCGAGAUGCAGGAAAGAAGUCUUCAGUGAACUCUUUUCACAUCGUUAAUUGUGGCUCUCUUUCACUGAAUUCCAACUAAGUGUCAAGUACCAUCAUGCGGUUUUUCCCAACAACCCUUUGGAGUAGAGGACUGUAAAGAAAUAAAAUCCCCAAAUUCUUUUUAGCCCGCCCAGUCAAUCAGGAGCCUCCUCCCACCAUAAUCCCUAUUCUAUAGGUUUAUGCCACCACUCUAACCCUAAACAGUGCCCCUGGACCCAGAUCGUCAGGACUUCAGGCCUCUCUGUCCUACGCCUGGCCAGCUUUUGUGUCUAGUUUCAGAAACUGUAUAUCCAGUUGGUUGAGCUUCCCCUUCCAUGGCAGUUUCAUAACUGGGAUGGCCCACCUCAAAAUCCUGAAACUUCUAGACCUUAGACUGCUCUCCAGUGCCUCUGUACUCUUUUCUCAUUUAAAAUUUCUUCCAGAUCUGUGUUUUACAUGGUCAUGGUCUAUGGAGUUCUUGCCCGUUUAUUCCUUCCUCUUCCUGGAAGAUCCACCAGCAUCUGGUCUCGUUGUUUCCUCCCCUAGACCGGCUUUGCCUCCUCUGAAGGACUGAUCCAGUGCUGCUGCUACGCACAAGCCUGCCUCACCAACUGAGGAGGUAGAGGAUGAAUCUCCAUAUUCCCAGGUUUUUCCCGGAUGAAUUUCCAUGGCUUGAGCCACAAAACUUGCUAGAGUUAAUGGGGAGAUUCCUGGCAUCAUUCCCACUGUCCUGAAAGAGCCAAGAUGGCCAUAGGACCCAGGGUGAUCCACGCUGUGCUGGCCUGUGCUUAGUCUGGUCGUGUCCAGCUCUUUGUGACCCCGUGGACCGCAGCCUGCCAGCAUCGUCUGUCCAUGGGGAUUCUCCAGGCUAGAAUACUGGAGUGGGUUGCCAUGCCCUCUUUCAGGGGAUCUUCCCGACCCAGGGAUUGAACCGGGCUCUCCUGCGUUGCAGGCAGAUUCUUUAACAGCUGAGCUAUCAGGGGAGCCCAGGGUGGUCCCCAUCGAUAUUUAAAUCAGGGAGGAAAAUUGCCACCAGAUGGUGCCAAAACUGCAGCUAGGACCAGGGUGAAUCUGAAUUGUGCAGCCAGCACCCCAGAACUCCUGGCCGACUGUAGAGUCUCUCGUUUUUUCAACUUUGAAUUCAUGUCCCCACACUUCAUACAGUUCUGUUUUUUGGACUUGACAUGCUGGGUUGUGGCAGGGCCUUAUUGAUCUCUUUUUUGCUUGCUGGCUAGACUGUAAAGUCUCUGAGGGUAAGGCUUCAUUCCCACGUAUUUAUUGAGCACCUACUGUAUUUUAGAAGGGCAAAUAUACCACAGUGCGAGUGAAAUUUAAACUGCAAGUGCCCGCACUUGCAUGAAGCCCUGUGAGGCCUGGGGCAGGCCCUGGUCAUAAACUCAUGGGCUUGUAUGAUUUUGUAAAACUUGCAAAUGUAAGAUCUUUAGUCACAGUUUAUUGAAACCGCUGUCUCUUCCUAAUAAUAUUGCAUGAAACUUCUCCUCAUGACAGGUGAUACUGGAGCGGCCAGGUCAGCUUCAUGGGCUUAGAGCCUGCGCAGUAGCCCAGGGUGCUCUGCGUGUUUUAGUGUUCUGUUGUCAUUGAAAUUCUGAAUAAGUUUUCAUUGCACUGGGCCCCACAGACUAUGUAGCUGGUCUGGCAGUGGCCAUGGGCAGUUGGACCAGGUUAAAGGGAGGUUGGGUUGGGGGUAAUUAGGAUUUAGUGUGAUAUAUACAUGGGGUUCGUAGUCACUUCCAUUCAUAGUUAAGUUCCUGCCAACUCUCCCAGUGGGGAAAUGGCUUCCAGGAAUUACCACCACACCCCCCCAAAACUGUGAUGGCUCACCCACAGUUGUGACACGUGAAACAGGGCCAGAGGCUCGUCACACGUGUCCUCUGAUGUGCAGCGCCAGAAAUGCCUAAGCUGAGUAAAAACAAAAAGCUGAGGCUCAGAGAGGUUACGUGACUUCCUUGAGGUCAUACAGCUGAUAAGUUGCAAGACCAGUUUCCCAUUUAGGUUUGACCUUUUUAAAGUUUGUGACUUUUUGCCCAUUGCUCUCUAGUUUCUGGAGCAAUGAGUCGUUUCCUUAGAAACAUCUUCUAAGACCAUUGGGUUAGGAGAUAGGCUCCAUAAUGCCUGCUGUUUCUUUCAGAGCCCACAUCACAAUAGUUUAACUACUAAAGUAAAUGUCAUUGUUAUGCUCCAUCUUCCUUGGAGGAAACCUUCUAUUUCAUUUGCAGCAUGGGGUCUUGGCAUGUAUAAUCAGUAUAAUCCUUUCAGUUCAGUUCAGUUGCUCAGUCGUGUCCGACUCUUUGCGACCCCGUGGACUGCGGCGCACCAGGCUUCCCUCUCCAUCACCAACUCCCGGAGCUUGCUCAAUCUCAUGUCCAUUGAGAUCCUUUGGGUCUACUAAUUUUCCGAGAUACCUUUGAGUGGCUUCUUGCUUCAGACAUUUUCUUUCUCACCUGUGCUCUUCCCCACGCCAAGUGGAGGUGGUGGUGGGGUCUGGGAACCACAAAAUGUUAGGCUCCGAGUUAACACCAGGGUGUGCCAGGGUGGUGCGUUUGGUGAUGGAGUGAUGUUAUCAUUUCUUCGUUCUCACCUGCAUAUGGCUGCCUGGUUCCCAUUCUAGGUACCAGGUACCCAGUUCUAAGGGGGUAAGGGUGCUGGCCACAUGCCAUGCAUGUAUCUAUUUCAUCGUCUUACGGUUUUGUAAACUGAGGCUUCUUAAAAUGGGGGAACACCUGUAUCCAAUUUUCCCUGGAAUGUACAACUGAGUUCUCUUAUACUCCUCAUUUCAAACAGGGUUUUCUGGAUAACACCAUCUGGGAAAUGUCACUUUGAUUAAAGUAAAUAUGCAGCACAGUUAACACCGGGAGCCUGUGUGAAUUUCCCUAAGUAGCCACAUCUUAGAGAAGCAGAAGGCAGCCGGCCCUUUGGGUUGGGAGAACUUAAGAGUGUCGCGUUCCACGCUUCGGUGUCAGCCGGGUGGCAGUGUGUGGCCGACUAAGCUCUGAAGGGUUUUGUGUAUUUUUCUUUUCUUAACAUUGGGCAUUUUUUUUUUUUCCUUUUUCAGUUUAUUUUGACAGUAAGAAAAAAAAUAUAUAAAAAUAAAAAACCGAGCUUUAUGAUUGCCAAGUUUUUCUUCCAAACUAAGAAAAGAAACCAGUUGUUGAAAAAUAUGAUGAAUGGCAUCCUUUGUUUUACUUUCAAUGCAGCACACGAGGGCACUGCCAUUGGAAUGAGGCCAGCUUCCCCAGGCAGGAGGGGGCCUGGGGCUGAAAGGAGACCCAGUGAUUUUGUGGGGAGCGGGUCAGGUUGGUGUGUCAGGAUUUCUUCUCAGCUCUCGCAAACAUCUCUUUGCUUGCUCACACGCCCACCCCUCCUCUCUUUCAGUCAUUCUUUGUGUUUUCAGCACUUGCUACUGACUAGGAUGUCGUCUGUUUUUAAGGAAACACCACUGGUACAAUGUGGGUCUUUCAGCCUUUAAGUUGUGGUUUUCGCAGCUUCCACAGCUACUGUGGGAUCAUGUCUGGUUGAGGGCAAUAGUCGGUUGGUAAUGUGUAAGCAAAACCCUAUGAUUGUUGGCAUUAUUCCUCCUUUAUUCUUGUCUUGUCACCAAGUGGUUUGGGAGAGCCAAGGGGCAGAGUCCUGAGUCAGCCUCAGAGCAGUCCCCUUCGGAGCUCCCUCUGACACCCACCCACAUGCUGGAAUUAAGGGGAAGGGCUGGGUAGGGAGGACCACACUUCACUCUCAAGGAAGCAAGGGAAAUGUCUCAGAUGCCUUCAAAGCAUCCACGUGUUUCCUAAGAAAUUAAAUCCAAAAUUGCUCUGUGGAUUUGGGUAAACCAUAACCCAGCAGAACCUGUGGUGUUUCCCCAAUUCGGAAGUCCCCUCUGAAAACUGUGCGUACCUUGGCUGGCAUAUUUAACUUCUCUGUUAUUAAUUUUGUUUGCAAGGAUGUUUUCCUCGCUAGACUGUGAGCUCUUUGAGACUGUUUGAUUCGCCUUGGUAAUACCAGUGCCUGGCAUGAGAAAAUCUUUGUCAAAUGAAUUCAUGUCCAAAUAACUGGAUUCAGAGCACUGAGAAUGUCAGAACUACUCGGCUGUUAAGCAUAGAUGGUUUAAUCGGUCAUCAACAGACUUGAGGUUUUGUUGCAUGAAGUUGAGUCACACCGAGGAGGUACAUUUAAGGGAAGGAACCAUUUGGAACUUCCGGGGAACAGAAAGUCUGGUUCAGUGUAUGUAUGAGGCCAGAAACAGGCUGGAGGCACUAAAAUCCUUCAUGAAGGCGCACAGGAAAGUGACUGCAAAUGCAAACACCUGACUUAACUCCCCACGGGAAGGUCAGCAGAGGGCAGAGUGUUAGUGUGAGUGCCUCCCACAUCCUCCUGUUGGCAUUACACUUAGAUUCAGACUGGCUUUUAAAUGUCCUGUAGAUCUGCUUGAACACUCUUUAAGGAAAAAAGAUGCCAGUUUCUGUUCUGUGGGCACCAGAUUGGAGCUUUUCUCCCCCUAUUUCAUUCAGCUAAUUGAGCUGUGCUGUAAGGUUCAGUAAUUUAUUCUAUGGAGUCUUUCUGUGCAAACAAUUGCAGGCUGAGGCAAAGAGACUUAGCCGAAUCUCUCCAACACUUGAAAUGCGGAAUUCAUGUUUUGGAAAACACCAGUGAGUCACUGUCCUCAAAUGUCAUCAAUAAAAGACAGUCUCCAUCAUCAGCUUUUCAUUAACUGAGCUCAGAGUUGCCUCUUCUCAUUGCCUUCUACAUGUUUACAGUAUCUCAUUCUUUCCUUGAUUCUGGAUUUUCACACCAUAUGGCCACAUCUCUAAGUCAUUUUUCAGCUGCUCUAUUAAAUAGUAAAAUGAGAUUCAGAACAGAUUUCUUUGAUUUUAAAAUAGCAUUUUGGGUGUGUGACUUUUUUGUAAAUAAAAAAAAUUAAAGCACUCCAAAGCAUGAAAUUUCAGGUAUUCCUAUCCAGACAGGGGAAGACAUAGCAUUUUACUUACUUAGAGUAAAUAUAUGUUUAUCUUGUGGAAUUUCAACUGCAAUAUAAAUUGAUUCAUUCAUCCUGCAUAUUGAAAUUCAUUUCUACUUGAUUUAGCCUCCACUAUUGCUAAUGAGCAUAGAUUGAAAAGGAAAUUGAAAGUAUAUCUUUUAUCACCAUUCAAUAUCAUAUUUCUCAUUAGAAAUGAUUGCUAAAGCUUAUGAGCAAACAUAGUACCUAUCAAUAAUGCUCUAUUGCAAUAAUUGUGGUUGUGAUUCCAAUAAAAUAAAAUGUAGGAUUUGUUUAUGUUUUACUUUUUUCUGUGAUACUUAGUGUAAGUAUCUUGAGAAACUGAAAAGGAAAGAGUUAUUACUGGUCACAUUUAGAUCUCACCAGUAUGGAGUUGAUUCAUGCGGCUAAAAGCAUUGAGUCCUACCAUUUAAUACAGCUUACUUUGUAAAGAAUUAGACAUUUUAAAGGCUAUUAAAUAUUUACUGCUUCUUUUUCUGAGCCAGAAGGGACAUUUAAGGGUAAGCAGAUUGGUUUUCUUUUGUUUUUUUAAAGAAUAGCACUUAAAAAAAAAAUCACUGCAUGAACAAAUUUUGUAAAAUGAGUAAAUUUGCCAUCGAUCCAGACUUUAGCAGCAGAGACUGUGUCAGUCACAAUCAGCUUAUGAGUAUGUGAUGUGGAAUCUUCAAUUACCCAUUAAAUCUAGACCUCAACUUGAAGAAAUGACUGACCUAGGGUUGAUUGUUUAAAGUUAAAACCAAGUGCACUCAACAUCCAGAAGGUCAAUAGUCUCUUAAUUAUAAUCCAGUGAAGUCAACUUUAAGAAGUAUAGAGUUUGUGAGCUUUAGAAAUAAAGUUCACAUGUUUUGACUCCGAUGGUGAUACUAUUUGCUAGAGAAAGAUGCUUCAGUUGAGAAUAAGUCCACUGAAUGAGUAUAUUUUGUUUAUCAAUAUUUUCUUAGUUCAUUAUUUAAUGUGAUACACAGGAAGGUAGCAAUUUGGAGCAACCGUUCUAAAUAAUUCUGGUAAAGUUAUGCUUUUUCUGAAUUACUUGGUAUAUUCAUUGUUUUUAUUGUCACCAUGAUGAGCUUACAGAAAACCUUAAAUGACAGUAACAAGAAAGUAAAAAAUUAUUUUUAAUCUGGUGUAAAAUAUUAAAAUUGCAGUCAUUUCCAUGUGUUCGAUUGUCUCUUUUUUAUAACAUAAAUCUCAAAGACAUAGGAAAUAUCACUGAACAUGCUGUGUACUAUUUCUAGAGUAUAAAGAUUAUCUUUAAUAAACUAAAAUUCAGAGGGCUUGUGUUUUCCACAGAGCAAAAAUUCUCACCUCUCAGCAUUUACUAAGCACCUAAAAGUUAUUGGUGGUAGCAAUAAUAUAGACCCAGUGCUUUUUCCUAAAAGCUUGAAAUUAAGAGAGAUGGCACUUCAACAGGUAAAAGAAGGGUGCGUGGCAAUGUGACACAUCGAUCAGAGCGACCAGCAUGCCCCAAAUUCUGCAUUUUCAGUCUGAACGUGAGCACGGAGGCCCCCUCCUUGAAGGAGACCCCAAAGCGGGGUUGGGAGAGGCGCCUGUCUGUUGUGGCUUUCAGGUCCUCGCCUGGCAGGAGGCAGUUUAUUCUUCUCAGAAGAGUGAUCUAUUCAGUAGAUAUUUAUCCAACGCCUUGUGUGUGUCAGGCAGUGUUCGGGAGGACGGAGCUGUGAGUGAGACAAGGCCCUUGCCCUCAGGGAACUUGCUUUCUAGCUGUUGUUCAGUCACUGAGUCGUGUCUGGCUCUUUGCAACCCCGUGAACUGCAGCAAGCCAGGCUUCUCUGUCCUUCACUACCUCUUGGAGCUUGCU
Molecule: messenger RNA, 13709 nt
Organism: Cervus elaphus (red deer)
Lineage: Eukaryota; Metazoa; Chordata; Mammalia; Artiodactyla; Cervidae
Gene: FTCDNL1
Product: formiminotransferase cyclodeaminase N-terminal like
Exons: 6
Coding region: 430-1416 (328 amino acids)
Molecular function (GO): transferase activity; folic acid binding
Source: RefSeq, a predicted model, not a curated record